GAGCCAAGGGACUAUUUUAGUGCCUUGAUAGAAGUGCGUAUUAUGUAUAUUGAUACGAUCGCUACCUUUAUAAGUGAUAAUAAUUUUAUUACUUCACUAGAUAAAGUGUUUCAAAAAAUUGUUAAUAAAAACCAUAUUACUGGAGACACAGCAACUAAAUCUCCAGAAUUAUUGGCCCAGUUUUGUAAUUCUUUACUUAGCAAGAAUUCUGAUAAAAAUGACUUUGAAGACAUUAUGACUUUAUUUAAAUAUUUGGAAGACAAGGAUAUUUUCAUAAAGUUCUAUUCAAAGAUGUUAGCAAAACGUUUAAUACGUGGGACAUCACUAUCAGAAAAUGCUGAAUAUAGUUUGAUAUCUAAGUUAAAGAAAAUAUGUGGGUUUGAAUAUACUUUAAGAUUAGAGCGAAUGCUCACUGAAAUAAGAUUAAAUAAAGAUCUUAAUAAUCAAUUUAAAGAUUACUGGUCAUUUUGGCCACUUAAGACAUCAAUAACAAGUUUUAUUAUGCCAGAAGAGCUUGAAGAAAGUUUUAAAAAUUUCAGGAUAUUUUAUCAUAGUAAGCACUCAGGCCAUAAACUUAAUUGGCUACCCCAUCUUUCAAAGGGUGAAUUAGAAACUAAUUAUUGUAAAAAGCCUUAUAAAUUCAUGGUAUCUACAUAUCAAAUGAGCAUUCUUUUACAAUACAACAAAAAUACAUCAUAUACCUUCAAAGAAUUAGAGCAAAAAACAGGUUUAAAUGAUCUUACCUUGACAGACACCCUAAAAGCUCUUGUGAAAGCCAAAGUACUCAAGCUUUCUAAUGGCACCAAAUAUAAUGGACCUCGAUAUGAACUAAACAUGGCAUUUGAAAGCUAUAAAACUCGUAUUCUAUUAAAUGGUUCAAUUAUUUUGGAACAGGAUGAAGAUAAAACUCAGAAUGCCAGUGAUGACAAUGAUAGGCUUUUGAUAAUAAAGAGAACCAUUGUUGAAAUUAUAAAGACUAGAAUAAGGAUGGGAUUUGUUGCUCUAGUUAGAGAAGUAAUUGAUCGAUUUGAUCGAUUUCCAAACCGAUAUCGUUUCAAACCUAAGGUACCUGAUAUUAAAAAAUGUAUUGGUAUUUUGAUAGAAAAGGAAUAUAUUGAACGUAGUGCACAUAACAAAGACAUUCUUUGUUAUCGUGCUUAA
Messenger RNA from Dentiscutata heterogama, 1161 nucleotides. The record is from the annotation of a GenBank genome assembly. Lineage: Eukaryota; Fungi; Glomeromycota; Glomeromycetes; Diversisporales; Gigasporaceae.